This is a messenger RNA of Peromyscus californicus insignis, 1291 nucleotides long. RefSeq names its product tRNA phosphotransferase 1 (gene Trpt1). Gene Ontology annotation, biological process: tRNA splicing, via endonucleolytic cleavage and ligation. Bases 300 to 1214 code for a protein of 304 amino acids. Gene Ontology annotation, molecular function: tRNA 2'-phosphotransferase activity. The transcript is spliced from 6 exons. Lineage: Eukaryota; Metazoa; Chordata; Mammalia; Rodentia; Cricetidae. The record is from RefSeq and is a predicted model, not a curated record.
CGGUGGAGAGCUUCUGAUUCGCGCAGGCCUGGCUCACCUUGGCGUCUCUUCGCACACCAGUCCCGAGAUCCGAGCAGCAGAUCCGUGAUCCGAUUCCGGAAAGCGGGGUCUGAUCCGGAUCCCUCGGGCCUCGUGGCUGCCAGUGUGACCCUGGGCAAGUUUCGCCAGCUGGGCCUCAAAUUUCCUUGUGUGGACCAGAGGUUCCCGGGUGGGAUGAGCAGUGCGGUUCUCCCAUCCUGAGCCUUUGUGACUUUAUGGGCAGAAUGGCCACACGUCCCUGAUCCCUACAGGUCUUGGCCAUGAACGCCCCUGGUGGAAGGAGGCAGGAACGUAGACAGGCCCAUAGACCCCGGGAACAGGACCGAGAUGUGCAGCUGUCUAAGGCCCUGUCCUAUGUCCUACGCCAUGGAGCUCUGAAGCUGGGACUUCCCAUGCAAGCUGAUGGCUUUGUACCCCUGCAAGCUCUCCUGCAGCUGCCCCAGUUCCACAGCUUCACCAUUGAGGAUGUGCAGCACGUGGUGGAAAACAAUGGAAAGCAGCGGUUUGCCCUGCAGCCAGGCGAGCCCAGCACUGGUCCUCUCAUCAGGGCCAAUCAGGGCCACUCCCUACAAGUACCUGAGCUGGAGCUGACGCCCCUGGAGACACCACAAGCCCUGCCUUUGAUGCUAGUCCAUGGUACAUUCUGGAAACAUUGGCCAUCUAUUCUACUGAAGGGCUUGUCACGCCAAGGAAGGGCGCACAUCCACUUGGCCUCAGGAUUGCCUGGAGACCCUGGUGUCAUCAGUGGUCAGUAUCACCUUGACCUAUUCUGUCCUCCCAGGUCCCCCACCAAGGGUCACAGCUUCGUUUGUGUGAGAUCCCCACACAGACUUGCGUGGAGCAGUACCUCCCCAUCCCACCAUAGAGCCCCAUUCUGCCCAGGUACCCCUGGCCCUAGUCUAGUUGUCCCUGCAGGCAUGCGUCCAAAUUGUGACGUGGUGGUGUUCAUCGAUGGACCCCUAGCUCUGGCAGAUGGAAUCUCCUUCUUCCGCUCUGCCAACGGGGUGAUCCUGACUCCAGGGAAUGCUGAAGGCUUCCUGCUUCCCAAGUACUUCAAGGAGGCCCUGCAGCUACGACCCACCCGAAAGCCUCUCUCCUUGGCUGGUGAUAAAGAGGCAGAGUAUCAGAGUGGCGCCAGGCACAGCCCCAGAGGAGGAAGAAAGAUCCAACAAUAAAAUAUGUAUUUAUUUUAAAAAAAAACCCAACAACUCUGAAAACUGUCACAGGAAGAAAGUCCAGUUUGAAAGCAAGA